CUCUCUCUCUCUCUCUCUCUGUCUCUCUGUCUCUCUGUCUCUCUCUCUGUCUCUCUCUCUCUCUCUCUCUCUCUCUCUGUCUCUCCCUCUCUCUCUCUCUCUCUCUCUCUCUCUCUCUCUGUCUCUCUCUCUCUCUCUCUCUCUCUCUCUCUCUCUCUUCUCUCUCUCUCUCUCACAGCCAAAAACUCAAGUUGUCUUCCAAACCCGUGCGAGAACGGAGGAACCUGCGUGGUGAACAGGGAAUCGUUCACCUGCGUCUGCAAAGAGGGCUGGGAGGGUCCCACGUGCACGCAGAAUACCAACGACUGCAGUCCACACCCAUGCUACAACAGCGGGACGUGUGUGGACGGGGAUAACUGGUACCGCUGCGAGUGCGCCGCAGGCUUCGCUGGUCCAGACUGUCGGAUCAAUAUUAACGAGUGCCAGUCGUCUCCGUGUGCCUUCGGCUCCACCUGUGUGGACGAGAUCAACGGGUAUCGCUGCCUGUGUCCGCCCGACAGGACCGGAGCGCUCUGUCAAGAAGUGACGAGGAAGCCGUGCUCUGUGAACGGCCACGCCUUCCCCGAUGGAGUCAAAUGGGACGACGACUGCAACACGUGUCACUGCGCCAACGGGAAGGUCGUGUGCACCAAGAUGUGGUGUGGUCCCUCAUCAUGCCACCUGGGGCUCAAAGGUCGUGGCGGGUGUCCCUCAGGUCAGAGCUGCGUCCCCAUCAGGGAGGGUCACUGCUUCGUCAAGCCCUGCGUCGGCUUAGGGGAGUGCUGGCGCUCCAACCCCCCACCGCCCUCCACCAAGUGCCACCCCAGCUCCGGUUUCCAGGACAACAGCUGCGCCAAUAUCACCUUCACCUUCAACAAGGAGACCAUGCCUCCGAGUCUGACGGUGGAGGGCGUCUGUAAGCAGCUGAGGCGUUUGUACGUGGUGAAGAAUUUCUCCUUGGAGCAUUCAGUGUCUAUAACCUGUGACCCCUCGUUCUCAGCCGGCAACGAGAUCCACGUCUGCAUCUCGACCGAGGACCAUCGCCUGGAGCGGAGCCCCGUCAAGGAGCUCACAGACCGGAUAAUCGACCUGGUUAGCAAACGCAACGGGAACAACACCAUCAUCACCGCCAUCGCAGAGGUGCGCGUGCCAAGCCCCAACAAAACUGACUACCUGGUGCCCCUCCUCAGCUCGGUCUUCAUCGUCAUCUGGGUCCUCGUGCUGGUCUCCAUCCUGCUGUGGUGCAUGCGCCGCCGGCGGAAACAGGGCAACCACAACAGCACGACGGUCGCCGGCGCCGAGGACAACACGACCACCAACAACGUGCGCGAGCAGCUGAACCAGAUCAAGAACCCGAUAGAGAAGCACGCGGUGGCCAUCAAGGACUACGAGAACAAAAACUCCAUCAUCGCCAAAAUAAGGACAAAUCACCCCGAGGGGGACGAGGACGACAAGGAGAGGCACUUACAGAAGGGCCGCUUCGCCAAACAGCCGGCGUACACACUGGUGGAGCGGGACGAGAAGGCGCCCGUCUCCAACGCCAACUCCACGUCCAAAAACCCGAACUGGACUAACAAACAGGACAACAGAGACUUGGAGACGGCCAACAGCAUCAACAGGAUGGACUACAUCGUAUAGCAGACAGCUGUGUUGCCGUGCAACCAAGCCUAAUGCCUUCACACCCCGGUGGUGGGUGGAGCGAGGGGGGGGGGGGGGGUGACCCCGCAGUAUUCCCCGUGUUAAUUUAAGUUUUGACAAGCUGGCUUACACUGGCAGUGACGGUUGCUUUGGUUGGCUGGAGACACGAGGCACUGGUAAACAUUUCACUGUAGACGUUCUUCCAACAUGUCCGCCUCUGCAUUUCACUUCUUCUGUUUUUAAAACGAGCGGACACGUGGAAAGCGGCGCCCGGCGUGAUUGUUGUGACAAUGACUAAAAAACGACCCGACGUGUUGAAACGACACUCGAGCGAGCUCUUCCCACUUUGUGUUUUCUUUUUCUACACCCGCUUGGAGGAAAGUGCCUUUUCAGCUUUUAGACUUCAGCAACUGUCGAGAAAUGAGAAAAAAAAAGAUCAACUCUAUUAUUUAUUUUUAUUUUGGGGGGAGGGGGGGGGAUGACCUGCGGGGGGGAUGACCUGCGGGGGGAUGGGGGGAGGGGGGAGUUCAAUGUCAGCAGUUGCUGCCAAUAUGAAGAAUUUAUGUGUCGAUUUAGAUCCUGUAGAUAUGUACAUUUUUUUUAUUAAUCAUUGUGUAUAUUUGAUUUAUUAACUUAAUAAUCAAGAGCCUUAAGAUAUCAUUCCUUUUUAUUUAUAUGUUCUGUCUAGUUUGAAGGUUUGGAUCGCCGUGGAAACCGACCAUUUCUUUCAUUACUUUUUUUUUUAAGCCAAAUUUUUCAAAGCAGACAAAGGACGGGUGCUUUUUCACGCCCGAGAGAGAAAGACGUUUCCAUUCUGUUUCACACUUUUUCACAUUUCAUUAUUUGUUGCCGCGACCUCGGUCGAAGACGACAGAACGCCACGGCUGCUGCGAGGGGACGCACAUGGCGGCAGACAUAUUGCUUGCCGCUAAUGGAUUAAUACUUAAGGGAACAAAAAAAAAAGAAAAAUCCUUCUGCAGCUUAAACCCAUCGACACAUUUCAAAAGGCUGUGCGUGGCGAGUGGCGUCAACACGCCACGCCCCACGGUUCCCAUCUGCUUUAGGCGGCGUAGAUCUCCUGAGCUCGGAGCGUGAGUACUUGAAGAGAAGGGGGGGGGGGUGGGGGCGAUGGGAACACACUGCCAGAGUCCGCUUUGUUUCUGUGCACAUUUUGUUUCUUUUUUAAAAAAACUUCCUGAGGCUCUUAAAGACAAACAUGUUUUAUCUCAUCUGUCAACGCUUUGAGAUCACGGCGACAUUUUGUCCCUUUUUUUGACUUUGUGUUAUGAACUUGAGAAUUAUGUGUUGAUCUGGCAAUAUAUUUUUGAAAGUCAUAUUUAUUAAAUAUUUUGUAUGAAAAGAGAAUUAAAGUUGUCUUUGUUCAUGA
This is a messenger RNA of Labrus mixtus (cuckoo wrasse), 3004 nucleotides long. RefSeq names its product protein jagged-1b-like. The transcript is spliced from 9 exons. The annotation marks the transcript as partial. The record is from RefSeq and is a predicted model, not a curated record. Gene Ontology annotation, biological process: Notch signaling pathway. Lineage: Eukaryota; Metazoa; Chordata; Actinopteri; Labriformes; Labridae. Gene Ontology annotation, molecular function: calcium ion binding; Notch binding.